AUGUCUUCCAAUCCUUCGAUCCCCUUAGCGAGCGAUUUCCCAGCGAGUCUCGAACCAAUCAUCCACCUGCCAGCAAACAACAGAUCGACCAAUGUGGUCCUCUUCCUGCCAGGUCUGGGAGACACAGUCGCCAACUUUUCAUCGUUCGCCCGCGCUUUGAACCUGCCUGAUGUUUUGACCAUCACCCUCAAACCGCCCUUCCCCUUGCCGUUCCCACUUGGACCUGGAGAUCAGUGGUCUGAGGACCUUCAAGUCGACGCAUCGACAGGAGCCUUGGACCCUGACUCACCCUUGACGCGGGCAAUAGGACUCGUUGCCAAAGACGUCAUCGCCAAUGUCUUGGUUGGCAAAUUAAAAUAUCGACCCGAUCAUGUUCAUCUCAUCGGCUUCGGCCAAGGUGGCUCAGUCGCGGUUUCAGUGCCCUUGCACUCUUCCCUUGCAUCUCUACCACCGCUGGGGAGUGUCAUCUCCAUCGGUGGGGUUCCACCCAUAACGACAUCUCUUGCUUCCAGCACUUCAAGGAACAGAACGCCUGUUCUACUACUUUCGGGGUCGAAAUCGCCGCUAGCAUCGGCCGACUCAAGCCCAUUGAAACGUGUCAAGUUAGCGUACAACUUUGUUACAUACCACCAAUGGAAGAAGACGGAUGAUUCCAUGCCCAAGAACAGGGACGAAGUACUGCCUAUGAUGCAGUUCUGGGCCCGCAGGUUGAAGAGCAGGCGUGGGGUGCCAGACGAUGCGGUCGAAAUUAGUUAA
Molecule: messenger RNA, 756 nt
Organism: Capronia epimyces CBS 606.96
Lineage: Eukaryota; Fungi; Ascomycota; Eurotiomycetes; Chaetothyriales; Herpotrichiellaceae
Exons: 1
Coding region: 1-756 (251 amino acids)
Biological process (GO): protein depalmitoylation
Cellular component (GO): cytoplasm
Molecular function (GO): palmitoyl-(protein) hydrolase activity; carboxylic ester hydrolase activity
Source: RefSeq, a predicted model, not a curated record